Molecule: messenger RNA, 2923 nt
Organism: Lagenorhynchus albirostris (white-beaked dolphin)
Lineage: Eukaryota; Metazoa; Chordata; Mammalia; Artiodactyla; Delphinidae
Gene: CLCA4
Product: chloride channel accessory 4
Exons: 14
Coding region: 1-2802 (933 amino acids)
Biological process (GO): chloride transport
Molecular function (GO): intracellularly calcium-gated chloride channel activity; protein binding
Source: RefSeq, a predicted model, not a curated record
AUGGGGUUAUUCAGAAGUUUUGUCUUCUUCUUGGCCCUAUACCUGCUGCAGGGGUCCAAUACUUCCCUUGUUCGGCUGGAUAACAAUGGCUACGAGGGCAUUAUCAUUGCUAUAGACCCUGCUGUGCCAGAAGAUGAAACACUAAUUCAACAGAUAAAGGACAUGGUGACUGCAGCAUCUACUUAUCUGUUUGAAGCCACAGAAAAAAGAUUUUUUUUCAAAAAUGUAUCAAUAUUAAUUCCAGAGAAUUGGAAGAAAAUCAUUCAGUACAAGAGGCCAAAGCAUGAAAGUUACAAACAUGUUGAUGUUUUAGUCUCACCACCUACCCUCCCCGGUAGAGAUGAACCAUAUACCAAGCAGUUCACAGGCUGUGAAGGAAAAGGAGAAUACAUUCACUUCACCCCUGACUUUGUACUUGGAAAAAAACAAAAUGAAUUUGGACCAUCAGGUAGACUGUUUGUUCAUGAGUGGGCCCAUCUCCGCUGGGGAGUGUUUGAUGAGUACAAUGAUGAUGAGCCUUUCUACAGCGCUAACACAAAGAAAAUUGAAGCAACAAGGUGUUCCACAGGCAUUACUGGUAUAAACAGAGUGUAUAAGUGUCAAGGAAACAGCUGUGUAGCUAAGGGAUGCAAAAUUGAUUCCAAGACAAAACUGUAUGAAAAAGAUUGUCAGUUCUUCCCUGAUAAAUAUCAAACUGAAAAGACAUCCAUAAUGUUUAUGCAAGGUAUUGAUUCUGUCGCUGAAUUCUGUAACAACAAAACCCAUAACCGUGAAGCUCCAAGCCUACAAAACAAAAUGUGCGAUUUCAGAAGCACAUGGGAGGUGAUCAGCAGUUCUGAGGAUUUUAGAAACACAGUGGCUAUGGUGGCACCACCCCCUCCGCCUGUCUUCUCAUUGCUAAAGAUCAGUGAAAGAAUUGUGUGCUUAGUCCUUGAUAAGUCUGGAAGCAUGGCUGGUUCUAAUCGCCUAAAUCGAAUGAAUCAAGCAGCAAAACAUUUCCUGCUUCAGACCGUUGAAAAUGGAUCCUGGGUGGGGAUGGUGCACUUUGACAAUACUGCCUACAUCAAAAGUAAUCUAAUCCAAAUAAUAAGCAGCAAUGAAAGAAGACAGCUCUUGGCGAGUUUACCUACAGCUGCUGGUGGAGGAACUUCCAUCUGCAGCGGAAUUAAAUCAGGAUUUCAGGUAAUUGGAAAUAAUUACUCCCAAAUAGAUGGAUCUGAAAUAGUGCUGCUGACUGAUGGGGAGGAUAGCUCUGCAAACACCUGUAUUGAUGAAGUGAAACAAAGUGGGGCCAUAAUUCACUUUAUUGCUCUGGGACCAAAUGCCGAUCAAGCAGUCAUAGAGAUGAGCAAUGUAACAGGAGGAAAACAUUUUUAUGCUUCAGAUGAAGCCCAGAACAAUGGCCUCAUUGAUGCUUUCGCGGCCCUUGCAUCAGGAAACACCGAUGCCUCCCAGCAAUCUCUUCAGCUUGAAAGUAAGGGAUUAAAACUCGACAAUACUGACUGGAUGAACGGCACUGUAAUAAUUGAUAGCACUGUGGGAAAGGACACAUUCUUUCUCAUCACAUGGAACCAACAGCUUCCCGUUAUUUCUCUCUUGGAUCCCACUGGAAACUCAGUGGGAAAUUUCAUAGUGGAUUCACCUUCCAAAAUGGCCUAUCUCAGUAUUCCAGGAACUACAAAGGUGGGUGUUUGGACUUACAGUCUUCAAGCAAAUGCAAAAGGGGAGACAUUAACUAUAACAGUAAAUUCUCGAGCGGCAAAUUCUUCUGUGCCUCCAAUCACAGUGAGUGCUAAGAUGAAUAAAGAUACAAACAGCUUCCCCAGCCCAAUGAUUGUUUAUGCAGAAAUUCUACAAGGGUAUAUACCCAUUCUUGGAGCCAAUGUGACUGCUUUCAUUGAAUCGAAUACUGGGAAAACAGAAGUUUUGGAACUUUUGGAUAAUGGUGCAGGUGCUGAUUCUUUUAAGAAUGAUGGAGUCUACUCCAGAUAUUUUACAACUUAUAAAGAAAAUGGCAGAUAUAGCUUGAAAGUACGGGCUCAUGGAGGAGAAAAUGCUGUCAUGCGAAACUUAUGGCAUCCACUGAAUAGAGCUGCAUAUAUACCAGGCUGGGUAGUGGAUGGGAACAUUAAAGGGAAUCCACCAAGACCUGAAAUUGAUGAGAACACUCAGACAAACUUGGAGAGUUUCACCAGAACAGCAUCUGGAGGUGCAUUUGUGGUUUCAAACGUUCCAAGUGAUCCCUCCUUGACUGACGUCUUCCCACCAAGUCAAAUCACAGACCUUAAGGCCACAUCAGAUGAGGAUGAGAUCAGUCUAACAUGGACAGCACCAGGAGAUGAUUUUGAUGUUGGAAGAGUUCAAAAGUAUAUCAUAAGAAUAAGCGGAAGUAUCCUGGAUCUAAGGGAUAAUUUUGAUGAUGCGCUGCAAGUAAACACUACUGAUCUGUUACCAAAUGAGGUCAACUCCAAGGAAAACUUUACAUUCAAACCAGGAAAUAUCUCAGAAGAAAAUGCAACCCACAUAUUCAUUGCCAUUAAAAGUGUGGAUAAAAGCAAUUUGACAUCAAGGGCAUCUAACAUUGCACAAGUAGCUUUGUUUGUUCCUCAACCAGAUUACAUACCUGAUGGAAUUCAUCCAGAUCCUACUCCUGAUAAAAAUCCCCCUAAGUCCGGACUCAGCAUUUCUACUUUGGUGGUGUUAGUGGUUGGCACUGUGAUAAUUGUCAGUCUGAUUUUGAGUAUCACCAUUUGUGUCUUAAGCAGGAAAAGAAAUUCUAGCAGACCUAGAACAGGGUUUUAAAAAACAUCAAUGACAAAAGUAAAGGAUGUUUCUCAAUUUUUAAAUUUAUCAUGUGUGAUCAUGAACUCAUACAAAUAAUUUUAAGAGUUUUAGAAGGGAUAGUUUGACUACAUAUAAACAU